GCCGCCCUACAAGUGCCUUUUUUGUUUUGUGGUGUUGUCGAUGGCCAGCUGUUUUCCGGACAGUACGGAAAAUUACACGAACUUACUAGGCGGUCAAGAAGAUACCAAAGCGAGUACGACGAAUUUCACGACGGCCGGAUACGACCAGGAAAGGACGACUACAACCGAUACCAAUGAUGAAGAAUUGAAUACAACGAGUGAGUUACCUUUUCGUGAAGACUCUGAAAAAGGAGGUUACAUUGCAUUCGAGGAGAACCGGCAGUCCAUUCUUGAGUGGAUAGCAAGCCUUCUCUCCAAUCUCGGCAUCGGAGGUUUCGAGCCGACCCCAGUUCCACCGGAUCCCAUCGAUCAAUCCAAAUGCAAACCAUGCCCUUGCGGUUUGACAAAUAAGAAAAUCAGGAUCGUCGGCGGUAGGGAAACCGAAGUGAACGAAUAUCCAUGGAUGGCUCUUCUAACGUACGAAAACGAAUUUUACUGUGGUGGGACACUCCUCAAUUCAAAAUACGUCCUUACAGCCGCUCACUGCACCAAAGGAUUUAACGCUUCCAAAAUCAAAGUGAGACUUUUGGAGCACGAUCGGAAAACUGAUACUGAAUCGAUGACAAUAGAAAGAAAAGUCGUCUCCGCAAUAAAACAUCCUGGGUUUAGCCUUACGACCCUCGAUAACGAUAUAGCCCUUCUCCAAUUGGACCAAGAAGUCGAGAUUGACGACGAAUUGAUGCCGGCUUGCCUUCCUCCACCCAAGAAGAGUUUUGCCGGAGAGACCGGUAUCGUGACCGGCUGGGGAGUGACGUCGGCAAGCAAGAUCAGAUGGAGAGGAAAGUCAGUCAAGGCGUCAACUUCGCCGGUUUUACGAGAACUUGAAGUUCCAAUUAUGUCGAAUGAGCAAUGCCGAAACAGCGAAUACUCGAAAAGCCAGAUCACCGACAACAUGCUCUGCGCCGGUUACGAAAAAGGAGGAAAAGAUUCAUGCCAGGGUGAUAGCGGAGGACCGUUGCAUGUCGUGGAUAACGACAACCACAUGGUUGUGGGUGUCGUGUCCUGGGGUGAGGGCUGUGCAAAACCAAAACAUCCAGGGGUUUACUGCAGGGUCAACAGAUAUCUACCUUGGAUCCUCAAGUUCACGGCCGACGCGUGUCAGUGCACUUCACAAAGCCGGAAACAAAAAUAGACUAUCAUCAGGUCAACCUCAUCGCCUGUGCUCGUUUGCAAAUCUGAAAUAUUUUCAGCUUCUUCAGUUUUAAAAUCGCCUAAACAUUUCAAGAUAUUGCUGUGAUAAAUGAACCAACACGUUCUUCAUAAAAUCCAAUAAUUUAUUUAUUUUUCUAUAGUGGAGUUUUAAGCUAAAUAAAUACUGUUACAACUA
Cimex lectularius (bed bug) is the source of this 1366-nucleotide messenger RNA. RefSeq names its product trypsin-7-like. Lineage: Eukaryota; Metazoa; Arthropoda; Insecta; Hemiptera; Cimicidae. The transcript is spliced from 9 exons. Gene Ontology annotation, biological process: proteolysis. The coding region runs from base 41 to 1171 and encodes 376 amino acids. Gene Ontology annotation, molecular function: serine-type endopeptidase activity. The record is from RefSeq and is a predicted model, not a curated record.